GGUCUCCCGGCAGUCAGAUUCGGCCAGCAUUGCCAACUGUAUUCACUUCAUGUGGUCGGUGCGUCCUCAUCCCACGCUUUUCGCCACGCCCUCCCCAACUUUACAACUGGACGAUUGCCACUAUAAAGAGUGGACAGCGUCCUCAACGACAAAAAGCCAAUGCAUCUGUACGGGUAGAGACGCUGUACCAAAUGCAUUCAUGUCCUUCUUUUUCUCGAUAACAAAAAAAAGCACGCGCGGAAGUUUUCACCGUAAGUAAAACAUCAAAGAAAGAAAGUGACCGGUCGUCGGUUUGCGGCAGCCACAGCAAGUCGUCCGUAACGUAAAGCGCGGACUACUACCGUUCCGUUGACGGAAGCCAACUUGAACCGCGUUGAGCAUUCAAAAUGGAGGAGUCUCGAGCGACAUCAUUUUGUGUACGGAUGUGGCUGAUCGCUACUACCGUGGUAAUCUGUCUGAUCUGUACGUGUUUCGUUAUGGUCAAAGCACCGGAAACGAAGCUGGAAGUGUCCUCGACGGACAUGCGUCUUCUCGACAGUGUGUCCGGACUAUGGUGUCAGGGGCAAGAGCUCGUCUCUACGCACAAAUUCAACGUGUACCGGUUUAUUAAUGAUCACGAACAGCAGAACCACACGAAAACUCGGAUCGAAAUUGAUAACGUACUCGUGAAGUUGCAUAUUGGACCCAGAAAACAUCAAUAUCUAAGAUACUUCCUGUUGUCAGGUUCCUCAGUGUCGGUGUCAGCUGUGUCAGAUCGCGCAUCUCAACUUUCUAUGGCCAAUGGAACAGUGAACGUUGUUAAGGGUAAGGAGGAAAUGGGCCGAUGCCUUAAAGAGCUUGACGACUACGUUACUCAUAAUGAAACCAGUAGUGAAGAAGAGGACGAUAUCCUUCCGAUAGGUCAGAGACGGUACAAGUAUCUUCGUUGGGCUGUGCGAACCCGGUUUAUAACGGCACGUCAAGGCCGGAGUAUGACCGAGGUGAAUGUCCUAGAAGAUGAUCAUUACUACAUCCUAAUCGUGAAUGACUCGAGCGACCAAGAUAUCUCAGUUACACUUCGGGUGAGUUUGACCAGAAUCAGAUUUUCGGUCGACGAUAAUGACAUUGUCUGUAACAGAGUUAAGCACUGUCUAUAUCAUAUCGGUUUUGGAACAGAAGGCCGUAUAGUGCUCGACAUCCCCCGAGAGCCGGACGCCGGUAGAAGCACAUUCAUCGUUAGGAGCGUAUGUAGACCCCGGGUAUUCUUUUACGCACUUCUAUUCAUUCUAAUCCCGAUUAUAAUGCUGCUUGUUACGGGCUUUAUCAUUAAGGCCUAUAGCACUUUGCUAAGUAUUCCUCAUCAUAAUCGCACUGAUAUCCGGUCACGAAUUGUGCGUUGCAUUCAGUCACAAAGCAAUGCCGACCUAAACAGUGGCGCUGUGAUUCCGGCAUCUUCGAUUGAACGUGGCCCAACCGUGCGACCCUAUACGCCUUCCAGACAGUAUGUCCAAGCUCUGUAUCAGAUUCCUGGUGAGCAGGGUCUUCUAGAUCGGACGCCGACUCCAGGCACGCCACCGCCUAGCUACGCGUCAUUGGAAAAAUCUCGCAAGUUAACACCCCCAGUUUGCUGCGCACAGUGCCACGAGAAGAUGCCUGAAGACACGCCUUUACUUCUACACCCACCACCAAGGAAUCGUAAUAAAGACAAUAACUAAAACUUUGCACCCAAAUCGCAAUAGAUUUCAUGAUCUGCUAGCAAUCAGUCAUUCAAUGCUUACAAGAUUAAUUUUGAUCCUCCAACGUAUCGUCCUUAAAACCUUAGGUUCUUAGAUCGGGGACACAUAUUCUUCUGUUCCAAUGACUGUGAUCGUUUUCGCUGCCUCAACGGUCACUUGCGUUUUACAAACGUAUAUUUGUUAUUCGAUGCUGAUUCAAGACAUUUUUCAGAAGCUCACAUGUGAAUUUUACCAGCAAUUUAAGAUUUACGAGUGGGUUUAUGUUAAUUAGUCAAGUAGCAUGCUGAAUCAUCAGUUGUACAGUUGUCAUGUCAUAGGAUUAUAAUAACCAUCAAACGAAGCUAGUCAGCAAAUGUACACAUCAUUUUGGGUCAUUGGCGCGGUAUUUAUUGCUUAUGUAUCGCAAAACGGGGCUUAUUUAUUGGGCGUUGGAACUGAAAGCAUUUACCGAGAGAAGAGUGGCAAUAAAAGUACUUUAAUGUUAUAAUGCGCUUGGUAUUUAAUUAUCAAAACGUUUUCGUCAUGCUGGAAAGGAUUUGAGGUGUUUUUGUCUACUCUAGACGCAAUCAACAAAACGGGUAUACGUUGUAGCUAAAUACCGAAUAAUAGAAUAACCCUGACAAGAAUUACGUACAUGAUGUACCCCUAAAACCGGGGCGGUAUUGGAUAAUAACAAUUUGAUCCCCUGAUUAGGUUCUAUUAUUCCUAUUUUUCAAUACCAAAUAAAUGUUAUAUAGAUCACACGUUGGUUCUUCAUAUAUACUAAUAUUAACUUAUUACAGCUCCCUGUUUGGUCGUAUUGAUUCCCAAGUUCAUAGGACUUUUACUUAAUAACACAAAGAAAGUAUGUGACACAUACAAACAGCAUUUAUAUAGCAUAAAUUAUAUACUAAUUAUUUAAAAAGUACGACAGAUGUACUGCAUCGAUGUCGAAAUCACAUGCACAUACUUCAAACGGAGCUAUUGUUUACGAUUUGAUUUCGCGCCACGACUUUAGGAUCUACGGUGUACAUUUGCUUCGAAGGUUACCAAUUGUUAACUCAUAAUAACGGUUUGUAAGAUCAGCAACUUGUACAGUUGUGAGAAGGUGAAACAGGAAAUCCAGUUACAAGUAUUUUGUUAUGAUGCCAAGUAGAUCGAAUCUAUUUAUCGUAUAUAUUUCUUUUGGCCCAUUUCAUAGACACUCAGCUAGUACGUAUCUCCCGUAAAUUCUACGACUGACUGCGCUUGCAUUGGUUGUUACGACAGAGAUAGCCUCAAACUGAGAUAGUGUCAACACCAGGUUGGUGCGUUGGAAAUGUCGAUGCCAGAUUGCGGCAUGUCCCUACCAAGCGUUCAACCGAUCGAACAAUUUACAUAGGUCUACCCGGUAGACUGCGCGAAGGUCAACUGGUAUUGAAGCGGUUACCUGCAGAUACGUAACCGCUUACUCUGCUAGCAGUUGAUCCUUUCGUCACAAGAGUGGUGUAUCGGAGAGUAAUUCUGGCAUGCUUGUCAUUGAUAUCAUUAAACUACUCAGGCACAACUUCCCUGACUCCUUAACAAGGGAGUGCAGCAAAAUGUGUAAAUUUUACGAGCAAUCAAUGAGAAUUUUCUUUCUUUAUUAACUAGAAAUUUGUUGAUAAUUGAUACGAAUUGUAUUAUUCGCAAACUGAUGCGUUCCGCAUAGCAGUAAGUCAUAUGAGUCCUAUUCUCUUUGGAGGCCAAGUUUUAGUAGGAUCAUCUGUAUGGUAUUUCAAAUACAUAUGACAUAAGACACUGAUGAUGAUUGCAGCAGCCUGAAGACUUUUAGUUUUUGUAAUCUCCUUUAAAUGAUAUCACCUGCAGUGGUAAACUUCCUGCAAAUUUUACUCUAAAAACUGCGUUUAUUUUAUCAGAGAAACAAAGAACCAUGAACGGCUAUAACCGCAUUUUUAUUCCUCACAAUAGCAGAAUUUUCAUUUAUAUUUACCAAAAUUCGACCAUCCUCUA
This is a messenger RNA of Varroa destructor (honeybee mite), 3686 nucleotides long. RefSeq lists its product as uncharacterized. The record is from RefSeq and is a predicted model, not a curated record. NCBI's taxonomy places the organism in Eukaryota, Metazoa, Arthropoda, Arachnida, Mesostigmata, Varroidae.